Molecule: messenger RNA, 918 nt
Organism: Rotaria sp. Silwood2
Lineage: Eukaryota; Metazoa; Rotifera; Eurotatoria; Philodinida; Philodinidae
Source: the annotation of a GenBank genome assembly
AUGACAACAGUAGAAUUCGGUGGUGGACCAACUCUUGAAGCUCGUCAACAAUUCGCUAAUCUUAAAGAUGGCUCAGAAAUUCCAAAAUAUACUGGACAUAUUCAUCAAUUAAGAUUUCGUCAAGGUCAUACAUACGGUGAAGAAACUCAUCGAUUAGCUAAAGAUUUCCCUCAUUUAUUAAAACGUUCAAAAUCAGAUGUCGUUAAAUAUGAUCAAUCUGAUCCAUAUGUAACACGAGAAUUUCCUGAUGGAUUAAUUCCAGGUUAUACAGGCUAUGUUCCUCAACGAAAAUAUCAACAUGGUAAUCGAUAUCGUAUUGAAACUGAUGCAUGUGUAGUCGGAACAAAAAGUGCAUAUGCAAAAGAAAAACAAAAAGCUCAAGAUUUACAACGUGCUAUUAGUGCUUAUCCAAAAACAAAAAAUUUAAAUAGUGGUACAGUUCUUAAACAUUUUCUUGAUUAUCAUCGAGCCUAUCAUCCAACAGAAUGUUCCCAACAGAAUGAUCGUCGACCAUUUGUUGAACCACCGAUGCCUGGUUAUCAUGGUUAUAUUCCUCGUAUGAGUCCAAUAGGAGUUGGCCUUGGUACACGUUAUCACGAAGCAACAAAAAGAUCUUUACAUCGUUUUGCAGUCGAAACAACAAAUUCUAUGACAAAUUUUUCUACAUCCGUUGAUAAUCAACCAUUAUCAACAGAUUAUGAGACUCGAUCGAAUUAUACAACAAGUUUAAUUGAUUUUAAACAAUCACGUCCAACAUCAAGUUCAUCUAAUCGAAUCUAUGCUCAAUCGGGAAUGAUUCCGAGAUAUACGGGUUAUUUACCUCAACGUAAAUAUCGUGUUGGACAAACUUUUGGUGAUACAACACGUGAUUUACCUGUUUGCUCUCAUUCAAGUUCUAAUUAUGGUGAAUUCGUCUGA